Messenger RNA from Leucoraja erinaceus (little skate), 4285 nucleotides. It is a transcript of the gene tfap2c, whose product is annotated as transcription factor AP-2 gamma (activating enhancer binding protein 2 gamma). Gene Ontology annotation, molecular function: RNA polymerase II transcription regulatory region sequence-specific DNA binding; DNA-binding transcription factor activity, RNA polymerase II-specific. Gene Ontology annotation, cellular component: nucleus. The record is from RefSeq and is a predicted model, not a curated record. Bases 147 to 1469 code for a protein of 440 amino acids. NCBI's taxonomy places the organism in Eukaryota, Metazoa, Chordata, Chondrichthyes, Rajiformes, Rajidae. Gene Ontology annotation, biological process: anatomical structure development; regulation of cell population proliferation; regulation of transcription by RNA polymerase II. The transcript is spliced from 7 exons.
CGAGCCCCGCUGACCAUUAGAGGGGGAGCAGCGGUCGGCGCCUCUCGGCUCACACAGGGAAGGCAGGCGGGCAGGCGGGCAGCGAGCGGCGGCACGGUGCACCUCACCCAGCGCUGCCUCUCAGUUGAUCUGACGUCGGAGCAAACAUGUUGUGGAAACUAGCUGACAACGUCAAGUACGAAGACGAUUGCGAGGACCAACACGAUGGCAGCAGCAACGGGACCCCUCGCCUGCCGCAGCUCGGGACUGUCACCCAGCACUUGUACUCCGCCGCCCCUCCUCUGUCUCACACCCCGAGCUCCGACUUCGGGCCACCCUACUUCCCCCCUCCGUACCAGCCCCUGGCCUAUACCCAGUCCUCGGACCACUACUCUCACCUAAGCGACCCCUACUCCCUCAACGUGCUCCACCACCACCCGCAGCAGCAGCAGCAAUCGGGCUGGCCGGCGCGCCAGGGGCAGGAGACGGUGCUCUCUCAUCACCAGCGGGUCAGCGCGGCCGCACACCUCUCGGCGCUAGAACCCCGGAGAGACAUCCGCCGGCCAGACAUCCUCAUCCCGGGCCCUCACCACAUGGACACGGCGCUGGUGGAAAACCUCACCAUGCACGACGCGGUUCACACGAUGGAGGAAGUGCCGCACGUCGAGGACCCGAGCAUGCUCAUACAAGACCAUGGGGUGAUCAGGAAAGGUCCAAUGACGAUAUCCCGAGGCACAGCGCUGUCGGCUCUCUCCUACCAGAAGGACGGUCUGCUUGGCGGCGUGACAAACCCCAACGAGGUGUUUUGCUCGGUUCCUGGCCGGCUCUCGCUCCUGAGCUCCACGUCCAAGUACAAGGUGACGGUUGCGGAGGUCCAGAGGCGCCUGUCCCCGCCCGAGUGUCUGAAUGCUUCCCUUCUCGGGGGCGUCCUGCGAAGGGCUAAGUCAAAAAAUGGAGGAAGAUCAUUACGGGAGAGGCUUGACAAAAUAGGUUUAAACCUUCCUGCGGGCAGACGGAAAGCUGCCAAUGUCACUCUGCUGACUUCGCUGGUGGAAGGUGAGGCUGUGCACCUUGCCCGUGAUUUUGGUUACGUGUGCGAGACGGAAUUCCCCGCAAAAACAGCUGCAGAGUACCUGACCCGACAGCAUAUGGAGCGGAAUGAGAUCGGCAGCCGGAAGAGCAUGCUCCUUGCAGCCAAGCAAAUCUUUAAAGAGUUCACUGACAUGCUAACCCAGGACCGAUCGCCCUUGGGCAAUGCCCGCCCCGGCCCGAUCCUGGAACCCGAAAUCCAGAGCUGCCUGACCCACUUCAGUCUCAUCACGCACGGCUUUGGGAGCCCUGCCAUAUGUGCUGCCAUGUCCUCGCUGCAGAAUUACCUGAACGAAGCAGUCAAGACCCUGGACAAAAUGUACAUGGCCAACAGCAGUGGCCAGAGCCCCCAGGAAAACCACAAUAAAACCCUGGACAAAGAUGAAAAGCACAGGAAGUGAGCGGCUGGCAAUGAAUCCGUGGACUUUACCCUUCCUCUCCCCUUCUUUGCAUAUGGGACUACAUGAAAUUCACCAAACCAGCAACAGCAUUGAUGGCCAGGGGCUGGAUUGAACCUCCUUCUAAUUGUGAUUUGCAGGGUUGAAGAUGUGCACUAUGCCUACAUGAUCCACCAUUUUAUUCAUGCUUCAAGUAUCAAACCUAUCUGGCGCUCUCAUCAUCAUGGCUCCAACUGAGUAUCUGGGCCGCUGCCCUCUUUUGCCGGGGUAACAGUCGAUGAAACUGUCUAACUUGCAUUGCCAAGGCUAUCAGGGACUUGGACUGUUUGUUGAAAUCUACAGCUACAAGAUAUAUUCUGCUCCAGACCCAAACCCCAAGGAAGGCUCCAUCGCACUGCACCACAAGUGAUGACACCAAACCUCUUCCAUCCUGUGGUGUUCGGUUGGUGAGAGGGAGCUGGGAAGAGACAGGGAGAAACUACUAGCCUUUGAUGAAGCAAUAUGUGGUUUCGUUUUAUGUAACCUGUUGACUUGCACUGUACCUGGCAUGGCUGUCUCCCAGUUAUGUAGUUGUGCUGAUGUUGUCCAGAUAAAGAUUAGCAGAGAGAUUCCCAGCUCUGCUGAUAUCCUACGUCAGGGAAAUAGGGUGGAGGCCUUAAGGAAGAUGAGAAGAUAAAUCCGACAGACAACACAUGAAAGCUUGUAGUCACCAGAUCGUCCAGUAAUACCUAUGGUCAGUAGCCCCCUUGUCUGUCUCUGAAUCAGAAAUUUGACACCCACACUUUGCUGGUUAUCACCAUAUUAGACUGGAUCACACUGAGUUGCAAACACACAGGGGCUCCAUACCAGGCUUUAGUUAGGCGGAAGCCUCUGUACAAAAUUAGGCUGGUGGCAAGCAGAAUCUUAAAUAACCAGCACCCAUUAGCAGUGGAGCCCAGCUGGUUGAACUUGUGCUUUGAGCAGUUUGAUUCCAUCUCUUAAUAAAUGCACAGAUUGAAUCUACAUUCCACACAAAGGUCAAAAAGGAAGGUUUUGGUCUUUGGUGCUUUCUUGUCUCUUCUCCUUGCACACCAAUGGGUUUAAACAAACCCUUUGGACAACCUACUACUGGUCUUUAUUCAGGGACUUACAACUUCUCUGGGCCCUGGGAACAAUCCAGACACCUGUCAUUUUCAAACUUGGGCUGUGGAAAGAAACAUUCACUCUAUCUAAUUACAAAGGGGGGGGGGGGCUACAGAACAAACUAAAAACAUUCAUUGUUUUUAACAAAGUGUAAUGAUUUGAAAGCUCUGCCCCAGCCAGAGUGGGGAGUCCAUUGGCAGAUGACACUGACAUUGACUCAUUUACUGUCACUCCUUCGAGCUCUGCUGCUAGGAUCUUAAGGUGGGUUUGAUCUUUUUUAAUUAACUCUUGUUCCACAGGUGAGUGCAGGCAUGGUUUUUUUUUUUUCUUUUUUUUUUUUUAAAUCAGCAUGUUUGAGAGAAUGAAUGGUAGGGAAGAGCAAUAGUUGAGAGAUUUGUGUGAGGCUUUAACCUGUUUACAUAAACUGGUCAGGACAGUCUGGUUAAUGCAGCCAAAUGAGUCACAGAGUCCUAUAGUGUGGAAACAGGCCCUUCCACCCAACUUGUCCAUAUCAGCCAACAUGUCCCAUCUACACUAGUCCCACCUGCCUGCAUUUGGCCUAUAUCCCUCUAAAACUGUCCAAUUCAUGUACCUGUCUAAAUGUUUCUUGAACGUUGUAAUAGUACCUGCCUCAACUACCUCCUCCGGCAGCCCAUUCCAUAUUCCCACCAGCCUUUGUGUGGAAAAACUAACUGCGCAAACAUAUAAUGUGUCUGCUAUUGGCAAUAGUUUCUGGGUUUUCCUGCCAUUUUAUAAUGUGCUACUUGUAUUCAUAAAAAACUUCUGUUCAAUCUACUGCUAAGUUUUUAAUUCAGCCAUGAAAUCUGCAAAACCAAGCGAUCUUACAGCAAUGAACAGGAACGGCUGUGCAGCUCAACGUUGUUCGAUGCCUAAUGAUCCUGGCUUUGGUUUUGGGAAGCAAGGCACACCCUCUCGCAUCAGCUCUGAACAAAACUGUAACUUACCUGUGACCUUUCUGCGAAAAGUCUGUGGGCGAAACUCCCCUCGAUCCUUGUCUUGACCCUGCCGAAUGAUUUUCCUCAUCCUUGUUGUCGCCAAUCGAUCAUUUAUUGUCUGGAGGCUCCACUUGGUCCAGUUACAAAUUUACUUGAAAUUUAGGUUGCAAUUCACCUUCCAGUCUUCAGUAGAGUUUCCUUCACAGGGUAAAUAGGGUAACAAGGGAACAUUGUUCUGAAUGUACAUAUUUAUUUAUGUGUAAUUUAAUGGGUAAUGUAAAUAUGGUGCAACAUUGAAAUCUUUUUUUUUAAAAAAAAGCUUGUUUACCUCUUGUAUAUAGGGUUAAGUCUUUCCAUUUUCAUAUUAUUAUGGAGAAGUGUUUCCCUGGUAAUGGGUAAGCUGAGAUAUAAAUUCCUUUAUCAUUCCUGCAUAAUUACAACAGGAAGUAAUGUAAAACAGGGUAUUUAAAUAUGUCCAAGGUGCGGUGUGCCUGAAAGUGUGUUCUUCCUCAAGACUCGCCCAACUCUUUGGGAGGUGGGCGGAAAGCAAUAAUUAUUCUUGGUGUGAGUUGUAAAGUACUUUCUUUCUAUAAAUCCAGUGGGACAGUUUUUCUUAAAACUCUUGUCAGUGAAUUUUAAGCGAAUGGAUGUCUAGAUGCAGUUUCUGAAAUGUGGAUUUAGUGUCUGUUCUGUAAUAUAAUGUCAAAUCAGAAAGAAUAAAGAUGAUAUUCUGAAUUUAAA